AUGAUAGAUCAGGGAAUUAAUACAUAUGAAUAUGCAAUGUAUUGUCAAAAUGAUUGGAAAGAUUUUCAUCAUCUUGCAUAUUGGGAAUUAGUAUGGUGUCGUGUACUUCAACGACAAUGGAAAGAAGCAUCUGUUAUGGCUCAAACACUUUUAGAUCACAAUAAUUGGAGUAAAGCAACUUAUUGUUAUUUAUUAUCAACAUUUAUUUUCGAAGAAAAUAAUGGAGUAGCAACAGAUGAAGUUGUCAGAUUAUAUAAACGAGUACCAGAUCUAAAAAUUCGUCUUGCAGGCAAAUCAAUACCAUUAGAAAAAUAUGCAAUUAAAAAAUGUGAACAUUUUCUUGCGCAAAAUUGGUUAUUUUUACCUGGAUUGGAAUUGCUCUAUCUUAUGAAUGGUUUCUAUAUACUUGCUUAUGAUUCUAAUAGAUUAAAUGCAACACUUGAUAUUGUUAAUAAUGCUUUAAAUGACUUACAACUUCAUCAUACAAAUGAUCGAUUCUAUAUAGAUAGUUAUGGUUCUGGUUUAUUACUUCGUGGUGUUCUUUUACAUUUUCUUCAUCGAUAUAAUCAAGCACAUGAAGCAUUCGAUGAAAUAAUUCGUUUAGCAAAAAAAUUUGAUACAAAAUCAUUUUUAGCACCGAAUGCUUUAUUAGAAAAAGGAUUAAUUUAUCUUAGUUUAAAACAAAAACAACAAGCAAUUGAUUAUUUACAUAAAUCAUUGAAUGAUUAUAAAGAUUAUCAACUUGAAUCUCGUCUUCAAUUUCGUAUAAAUGCUGCAAUGCAAAAAGUGAAACAAAUGGAUAAUUAA
Molecule: messenger RNA, 807 nt
Organism: Rotaria sp. Silwood1
Lineage: Eukaryota; Metazoa; Rotifera; Eurotatoria; Philodinida; Philodinidae
Source: the annotation of a GenBank genome assembly